AUGGAAAAUCCAUUUCUCAUCUACGUGACUCGAUCAGAAAGAGCAAAACUUUUUCGAAAAAUCAUUGAUGUCGAGUCUCCCUUAUCUCCUGAAGCUACCGAUAAGGUUCUUGCCACAAUCAAAUCAGAUGGAUUUCUACUAGAAGGGCUCACGGACAAAGAAAAGAGGCAAAUGCUUGCUCUAGCUCGCCAUAUCUCCGCCACACCUUGGCCGUUUCCACCUGUGUCAGCCGCUGUCCCAGAUUCCACUCUUCCCGGUCCAGCGUCUCUUGCCUCAUCUCAGACAGUGGUACUCCCUGCCCUUUCUUCGCCUUUAAACACAUCUAGAAAAAUUGAUUUUGAUGUAUCUCUGCCUGAUCAAUUUGUGUCUCCCAUAUCUCAUGAUGUUUUUGAUGUUCAAACUCUGCCUGUACCUGGUGAUCCUUAUGAUCCUUUGUCUCACAAUUUACCUAGGGAAAAUGUUGAUUUAGUUGCUUUAUCUGACUUAGUAAAUUCCUUGCCAUCUGCGUUUUCCAUUCGAAAUGUUGCCCAACAUGUGUCUGUUCCAACCGUGGCUUGUUCGGCCUUUUCUAUUCCCAUUACUAUUGCUGCGUCUAAAAGUCACUCUGAUCCUGUACCCAUUCCUAUUUCAUCUACGCAAGAAUCGGUUCCCAUUAUCUCUGUUCCUAUUGCUAAAUCUUCCCGAAAGGGAAAGGAGAAAAUCUCUGUUUCAGGUACUGCAGAAAAGAGAGGAUUGUCACAGUUGGAUGAUGUUGAAACUCAAACUGAUCAUAAACUUCAACGGAAGGGUUCCACAUUGCCACCCAGAACAACUUGGUCAAGAGCCCAAGUUGACACACAUGCUGUUCCUACGCCAUCUGGCUCCAAAUCGAAAGGAUCAAGCAAGGUCUACAAACCGCAUCUUCUGUCUCCCGAUUUAUUUGUUGUUUGGAAAACUCAUGUCAACCGGGUUUUCAUCGUCGAAAAAUCCAUCAAUGAAGAGGAUUUGGCUGCCAAGUGCAAUAUUAUCCCGCUGUUACGUUAUCAAAAUUUGCUUGCCCCUCUACGCCAUAUUGGUCCCUACUCUACAUGGCUAGCACGAUUUCAUCAAGUUUUCAUUCGUGGCACUUGGUAUCCUUUCGGGCCUACUGAGAUUAAUGCAUAUUUGGGCACACCAAAUCAUCCUGCUUCUCCGGAUCCUAGUCCUCACUUGUUGGCAACUGCACUCACUCAUAAUAAAGUGGUUUCAUGGUCGAGUGAUGGAAUUUCAAGCUUGAAGCUCACAACUGUCUACUCCGUGCUUCUUCGCCUUGCAUCGGCGAAUUGGGUCCUGGCAGUCCGUCGCCAUCAAAAAGAAGCCAAAGUCCAUCUCCCUUUUCCGUGUUUGAUUUAUGGGGUGCUUCAAGACCAUGGUUUUAUGCCCUAUAAGGAAGAAGUGAUUACAACUCCUAACAAUGCUUACAUUUUUGAUGAUCGACUUAAACAACGAGGUCAUUAUGAUGAUCGAGCUUCACUUGAUCAGCUUCCUGCUAUUCCACCUCCAGCGCCACUAGUUUCUGCGCCAGCCUCAUCUACUGACACUACGUCAGCUUCUCGUCCAGGCUCAAGACUGGUUCCCAAAGAACCCCCAACAUUGGUUGAUCGUAGGCAGAUUGUGCUCACUCUUGAGGCCUCUAUUGCACAAGUUCAACAAUCGGUCACCCCUCAACAAGCAACCAUCUCUGGCCUUGCAAAGCUUCGUGAUGCACAACUCGAAGAAAUCGCUCGCAUAGAAGCUAUUCACGCUCGGGUUUUAGCUGACACUGGAGCUGCUUCCUCGGAUUCUGACUCCGAAGAUGAAGAAGAUGAUUCAGACUCGGGCACCCCGUCUGCACGGGCUAUUUUUGGAAGUGUUAUUGCUAGUCAGUAUGGUAAUAAUGGACUUAUAUUGACAGAAAAUCAGAAUGGAAAUUCAGUCGGAGCUUUUUCGAGCCAAAGUCCAGCUCAGAUGAACAUGAAUUCGAGUCCAAAUCAUGCUCAACGAGCUGCUGAUGAAUUCGAUGAUCCCUGGUACCUGCAUAUUACAGAAAAUCCUAACCUGAUCCUGGUUUCUCCACCACUGUCCGAGGUGAAUUAUGCGUCCUGGAGCAGAUCAAUGAAGAUAGCUCUUGAAGUCAAAAAUAAAUUUGGAUUUGCAGAUGGAUCCAUAUUGAAACCUGAGAUAAAUGAUCCGAAGUACACUAUUUGGAAGAGAUGCAACAACAUAGUGUGCUCCUGGAUCUUCAAAUCGCUGAGUCCUACGAUUGCAGAAGGAGUUUUAUACCUUGAAGUUGCAUCGGAUGUCUGGAAUACUCUGAAGAAGAGGUAUUCUCAGGUUGAUUCACACAGGAUUGCUGAAUUGCAGAAUGAGAUCUUAUAA
Messenger RNA from Ipomoea nil (Japanese morning glory), 2376 nucleotides. RefSeq lists its product as uncharacterized. Lineage: Eukaryota; Viridiplantae; Streptophyta; Magnoliopsida; Solanales; Convolvulaceae. The coding region runs from base 1 to 2376 and encodes 791 amino acids. The record is from RefSeq and is a predicted model, not a curated record. The transcript is spliced from 5 exons.